Molecule: messenger RNA, 1203 nt
Organism: Macrosiphum euphorbiae (potato aphid)
Lineage: Eukaryota; Metazoa; Arthropoda; Insecta; Hemiptera; Aphididae
Source: the annotation of a GenBank genome assembly
AUGCUUAAUCAUAAUUUUCUUAAUGUUAAAUGUAUUUAUUGCCGUAAUGCUAAAUCAACCUUCAAUUCGGUCCUAUCCGAUCUUAAUAAUUUAAAAUAUAGGGUUACCUCAGGGCAACACCUUUUUAACCGUGAACCUGUGUCGCAAUUUUCAAAUAAUAUUUUGUCUAUUUAUUACCAAAAUGUACGUGGCCUACGUACGAAAUUGUCUAACCUUCAUACUAACUUUGUUCUAUCCACACACGAUGUAUAUAUAUUAACCGAAACCUGGCUUUCCAAAGAAAUAUCUGAUGCUGAGCUGGGGCUUGAUUGGUAUGUAACUUUUAGAUGCGAUAGGAAUAUUAAUACUAGUUCUAGUUUACGUGGGGGUGGUACAUUAAUUGCUGUACAUGCUAAGUUCAGACCUACUAUAGUUUAUUCUCCGGUUCUUAAUGUUGAACAAGUAUUUGUACGCAUUUCCCUCCCUGGUGGUGCUUCUGCACUCUUAGCAGGCAUUUAUUUGCCUCCUUGUUCUGAUGUGUCUAGAUAUGAGAACCAUAGCGAUGCAAUGAAUCAUGUAUGGGAAUCCUAUCAAUUUGAUUUUGGUAUUGUAUGUGGCGAUUUUAAUUUACCCAAUAUUAGAUGGUCUAAUAGGGACUCUGGCCUUGAAUAUGAUGGUUCUGUUACUGAUAAAGUCCGUCAGAUCGGUGAUCAAUACGGAGCCCUUCACUUUGAACAAAAAAAUAAUGUCCCUAAUAUAUCUAACUCUUUCCUUGACAUAGUUUUUACAAAUAACAAAUUUGUCAAAGUUGAGGAAUCAUCUGAGCCCCUCUUACCUUGUGAUAUGUAUCAUCCAGCGCUUACUAUAUCCUGCACAUGUCCCUUAGAUAUCCCUGUCCUUAAUAAUAGUCAUUCUUUUCACGAUUUCAAACAUGGUAACUAUGUUAAGGCAAACGAUGAUUUACGAAAUAUUAACUGGGCUCAUCAUUUAUCGUCGUUAACGACAGAGCAGUCAGCUAAGUUUUUACAGAACUCACUACUGCAUGUCAUUGAUCACUGUGUACCUUUGCUCACUUUUCGUAACUCAUCCUUUCCACCCUGGGUAACUAAGAGCCUCAAGGAUCUUUUGGUCAAAAAGAAACAGGCCCAUACAAUUUUUAAAACAUUUGGUGGAUUUAAUAAUUACCGUUGUUUCUCUGUUUUACGUGCUCAAUGUAAAUUUUAA